Molecule: messenger RNA, 3437 nt
Organism: Copidosoma floridanum
Lineage: Eukaryota; Metazoa; Arthropoda; Insecta; Hymenoptera; Encyrtidae
Cellular component (GO): stereocilia ankle link complex; plasma membrane; stereocilium tip
Molecular function (GO): protein binding
Source: RefSeq, a predicted model, not a curated record
AUGAAAGAAAACAGUAGUAAUAGUAGUCAUACCACGAGCACAAAGUUAAAAAUUUUACCCGAUAUUUUAAAGGUUGAGAAACUUACAGGGGCUAACGGUUCGUCGAACGGUUGCACGCCGAGUCCAACGACGUCCGUGGUAGCUUCUCCCCCGGGAAUGGCCAACGGCAACGGCAGCAUGACCAGCAGCAGCAGCAGCAACAGCAGCGCCAGCAGCAGCACCACCACAACGACAGGCGGAGGCGUUGGGGUUGGCAGCAAUGGAGGCGGCGGUGGUGGGGGUGGGGCUCGAAUGGCCGUGAUCGGCGUGACUCGGAACGUUAAGCUGAGGCGCAGGGGCGCCUCGGGCUUUGGUUUCUCGCUCAGGGGUGGCCGAGAGUACGCGGCUGGGUUUUACGUGAGCGACGUCGUGCCCGGCGGCGAGGCCCACCGCAAUGGGCUCAGGGUUGGUGACCAAAUACUUCGUGUGAACGGAUACCCCGUCGAAGAUGCCGUUCACCAAGAAGUGGCGCUUCUCGCGAAAAACCAGCAAGUGCUUGUUCUCAAAAUCAGAAGCGUCGGCAUGAUACCAGUCAAAGAUAAUCCAAAUGACCCAGUCACGUGGCACAUGGUACAGCAACAACAGCAGCAGCUGCAGUUUGGCGAUGCCGUGAGCAAUGAGAUCCGGAUCCGAGUACUCGUUGGCGAAAAGGGCCGGCUUGGAUGUGGCGUCUGCAGAGGCCUCGUGCCUGGCCUCACAGUCCAGGGCACUAGAGAGGGUGGACCAGCGCGAGCGGCGGGACUCAAGACUGGUGACAUAAUAAUCUGGUGCAAUGGCGUAAGUCUGACCGACUUGCCGUUCGAGCGCGCGAUCGAGACGAUGCGCAACGCGGCAGUGUUGGAUCUCGUGGUGAAUCGGCCCAUAGUCAACCACGUGUACGAUUGUCCGGAAUCGCUGUGGAUCCAGCGCGGCUCCAGCGGAUACGACUCCGAGUCGUCGGGCCUUGUCGGGCCGAGUCCACCGCCUGCGCAUAUGCAACACCAGCACCCAGCCUCGCCGCAGCAUCACAGGUCGUCAUCCGAUCCGAGAUAUGGACAGUUGCCGUGUAAUCGAAACGGGCGAAACUGCUGUCCACCAAAUGGCUCGGGUCAAUCGGAUUGGGGCCACAUGGAACAAUCUCAGGAAUGGACGCGAAAGCCGAACAACACGACAGUCAUCCGCAUAAGCCAAAACCACGGCACGUCCAACAACCCGUACGCGUCCCAGCAGCAUCAACAGUACCCGACCUACCACACGCACAUCCGUCGCGGCAGCGCACCGAGGUUGCUACCGUCGAUGAUGCGUUCGGGCGCGAAUGGCGCCAUGUACGACGACAACAACGACGUGGACGAGGAGCCGCUCUACGACCCAGUGGCGCCCAAGGACUUUGAGUCCCACGACUUUGACGCCAAUCCCAGGGACGAGCUCGACCGGAGGGCUGAGUACAGGCGCGAGCACGGGAUUCGCGAGCAGUCGUACGAGCAGGCCAUCGACGACGUGUUCAACAAGGUAUGGGAAAAAACAACGUCGUCAGCAGUAACAACACAACAACAGCAGACGGGGGACAAAGACAGGAAGACCGUGACGACUGUUGAGGUUCAUCAACCAUGUCCACCGGCACCACCGCCGCCUCUGCCUUACAAGUGGCCAGCAGAGACGAAGCCGAUGAACGCGAUGGGCCUCCAGAUGGGCAGCACAAUGUCAAUGGGCAGCACCGGUUCAACGGAGACCGAGUCAAGCCUUGAAUCGUCCUGCGGUGGUAAGGACAUGGCCUCAACAUCGUCAUCUCUCUCGACAUCGUCCUGCGAGCAGCAGCCAAUGGCCGCGACAAGCUUCGCCUCAUCGAUCGCAGCAGCCGCUGCUUGUGGAGCUUCCGGCAAGCCAGCGGUCGUUCAGCUGGAACCGGUGCGCAUACAAGCCGGCCGGCCUGCCGGUGCUGCUACCCAGACUACCGUCAAAGGACCACCACCUCCACCUUCCACCAUCGAUCUUGGUACUGCCAUCACGCAGGAGCUACAGAGGCGAGCUAAGCAGAGGAGCAUAAGUAAUGGAGCCAACCAAGACUCGGCCACGGAAAAAUCGGCUCAGAACGGACAGCUGGAAUCGCGAAAGCCGCAGAAUCCUGAGGCCCUGCGAGCGCAGGAGCAAAAAGUCACUCACGACAAGCUGAUGGAAGAGUUCAAGCGUGCCCAUCAGAGGAUGUUCAGUAAUACCCAGCAGCGCAAUCAGGCGACUGACCAACAACAGCAGCAACAACUGAACGGCGAACAGAAUGAGGAAAAGUGCAAAAAUACCACAACACAAAGCACGCUGCCGGCAGGUAAAAAGCUUGCAACUGCAAAAAAAACUAAUGGUGACGAAGCUGUAGAGAUGCAGAGCAUCGAGUCUUUCAAAUUAAAGGACUCUGCUACCGCACACGUGCCAAAACCCCCGCCCACAUACUUUUCGUUCACUAGUACAGACAACAACAAAAUGGCCACCACCCCUGAAUCACAAAAUGGUGCAGUAACUUCCAAGCCAUUACCAAGUACCUCUGUCAGUAAGGCAGUGAGCAAGGUUGCCAUUAGAAUUGGCACUUACGAAGCUGAUUCCACCAAACAACCCUCGAAACUGGGCUUUUUGAAUCAGCAGCGUAACGGCAGCAAGUCUAAAGUCGAGCCACCCGUCGCGUCGCGUCUACAAAACGAGCUUGUAGCAACGCUACAAAGAUCAAACUUACGAAAAAAAAUUAGUGGGGAUAACGAAACUACACCACUCGAAGAAGCCGAAACGAUGUCAAUUCAAGAGAACGACAUAGCCAGCGUCGACAAACUGGCGACCGUGCUCAGCAACAAAGUCACGAUUCGCGUGAAUCCCGAGACAAGCAGUCGAUGAAGCGCCGAUUUUUCGCCUGAAAUGCUCACGGAAGACGAAUGAUUGGGAAAAACGAAACCUUCAGUAUUUUUUUCUUUUUCGAUUUUUCCUAGUACACUUUCAUGUAUAAAAACAAAUAUACGCAGCGCAUCGUAGCGUUCAAACAUCGUUUUCACAUGGCACAUGAGAGAGAUAACGAACGAACAAAUAUAGAAUGAGCUUUAAGUACAUUAUACACACACGAGCGCGUAAAAAAAUGUUUCGUGUACUACUUCAUGUGCUACAACUUUGCGUUUUCAUCUCAUUUCAUCAUACGUUAUUCAACAAUUACAUUCGCCAAACGCGUCCAGAAUUGACCAGAACAAUAAAAAAAAUACUUGAAUGAAUUUACCAAUCAUUUGACAAUCAUUUCAACCAAGGAGUAAAAGGCUCAAUUUUUACGAAAGUGCCUCGGCGUUUGCAUACAUGACAUACAAUUUCAUGUCGAAUCGUUGAAUCAUCUAUAUUGAUCAUGUGCUCAUGCAUUUUUGUGUACAUGCACAAUAAAAAAAAAAAAAAAAAAAAAA